Messenger RNA from Saccostrea cuccullata (small rock oyster), 1162 nucleotides. RefSeq lists its product as uncharacterized. The transcript is spliced from 2 exons. Gene Ontology annotation, cellular component: extracellular region; lysosome. Lineage: Eukaryota; Metazoa; Mollusca; Bivalvia; Ostreida; Ostreidae. The record is from RefSeq and is a predicted model, not a curated record. The coding region runs from base 46 to 714 and encodes 222 amino acids. Gene Ontology annotation, biological process: cell-matrix adhesion. Gene Ontology annotation, molecular function: calcium ion binding.
AGCAUCUUUGUUCGCGUAUCAGACUUUAGCCUGAGACCACAUUAAAUGAUGUAUCGACUGCUGUUGGCUGUGGUGGGUUUAGCUAACCUUCCUUAUAUUCGCACCUGUUGCUCCCCAGAUGUUCUCCAAGGCAAUGCCAUGUAUUAUGGAUAUAUGGUCGAGGAAAAAGAGUCUUAUCAGAAUAUGGUAAAAUUUUACUACGAUGCGGAUAAAAAGAAAAUAGCAACGAUAACAACCAAUAUGGGGAACAGGACAGGACAGGUCAGAGAUAUAUACGACUUCGCCGCAAGGAAACGUUACGUCAUAACCGACAACAGCUCCUGUAACGUCACGAAACUGAAACGUUCCUUCGAGAAGAUCUGCGUUCCGUCUAGCGCAAAGUUUAUGGGUUCCGCUGACCUCGGAAACAGCGAGGCCAAAAUGAGCGUCGAUAUGUACAGAUUGAAAGUUAAAAAAGGUAAAAUGUCUGGCGAGGCGGACAUAAUGGUGACGCCGAUGGACGGUGGGAAGUGUACCUUGGUAGGAGUAGUGAUGAGCGGGGGAAAGGACGGAGAAAUUCAGAUGGCGGAAACCUCUGUUUAUAUGAACUUUACGUUUGAAAUAUCUGACAAAUCUGUAUUCCAACCACCGAAGCAGUGCUAUAGGAACAACGAAAGCGAAAGCCUCCUGUUUGAAGUUUUAGGAGGAAUCCGAAGAGAAAUUUACAUCUUUUAGAAUCCAAAAAGACUUUAAUUUUGCAAUCAUUUCAAUGCCACUAAAAUGGAAAAAACAAAUUUUAUCUUAAAAAAAAUUGUUGAACAUUUUAUGAGUAAAAGAGAUAGGGAAAAAGUAUUCGACUAUUGUGAUGUGAAGUUUUUCUUAGACCUUUAAGAAGGCACGCAAUAAACUGUAUGAAUGUUACACCAACUGCACCCCCCCAACAAAAAAACCACCGAUAAUUAACGAUUGUAGACUAUUGUACAUAGAUCUUAAUAGUCCAUGUUGUUCCCGCAUUUAUUAAUAGAUAUGUAUAUGGGAUCGGAUAUAUUUUGAUUACUAUAAUUCCUCAUUCGUAUUUUGGUCUUUUCUUGUAAAACAAAGAAUGCCAUGAAUAUAUAUUGCCAAUAACAUAUUUUUUGUCAUGACUACUCACUCAGAUAAUAAAGAAAUGAAAUCAUCCUGA